This is a messenger RNA of Lodderomyces beijingensis, 2598 nucleotides long. The record is from the annotation of a GenBank genome assembly. Lineage: Eukaryota; Fungi; Ascomycota; Pichiomycetes; Serinales; Debaryomycetaceae.
AUGGCAUUCCCAUACAGGGAUUCGGACGAGCUCAGUACAAUUGAAGAGGCAUCCCACGCUGGAUCAAGAACCUCGACUAUCAUGCGGAAAAAGACAACCAUGGAGAAGGAGAAAAGAAUGGAGCCGUCUCCGUUUACUCCUACAAAGCCGAAUAAGAAAUUGCCGCCAUUGCCAUUCACCGCAGAUGAGGAGCGAAGAUUGAAUAUAGCAAACGCCUUGGCGACGCCCUCGAUUCCAACACCAAACAGGCAAAAUCCCAAUCCGAAAGUUGAGAGAAGCCCUCCUCCAAAAGCUCCUAUUUCACAAACCACAUCUUCUUCAAGGUUCCUGGACCCCAGAUCCGCCGCUCGGAGAAAACUUUUCCCAGGCGAAAGCAGUUCUCACUUAAACAAACCCAUAACAAACGGAAUUUACAACCAAGACUCGCAUGCAUCCUCAGUUAGUUCAUUCAGCUCUGCCGGUGAGUUUAGCUUGUAUUCAUGCAACCGGAAACCUAUGGACGCCGUCCAAGCGGGUCAACUUAAAAAAGUCGCUCACACGCCGUUACAAGAAACCACCAAUAUCGAAACCCAUGCUUACAAAUCGCUAACGAGACCGCAUAUUAUCAAUUCCAACCUUCGAGUUGCAUCAACCGACUCUUCCAGCAGCGACGGGAGCUGGAGAUCGCUACAGCCGUCAAUUGACAUUUCGUUGAGUAGAGAAACCACAUGCACACCGGCAAGGCUUAAGCUGAAGGAACCCCUUGCUUUCACGGACAAAAACGUAGUUAAAGACGAUGAAGAUCCCUGGGUCGAUGUUGACAGUUCAGAUGACAACGCAAGUAUAGGCACGGCACCGCUAAGCAUCUCGAAAAAAACGCCGAGCUUGCAACCGCAACCACAGCCACUUGCACUUGCACCGAAACCCACGCACAACCAUGAAAACACUACAACUAAUCACGAUAACGAAGGUGCUGGCCACGCGUAUAGUUUCCCCAACAGUCCACUCAAUGUGACAAACAGUGAAAGCUUUCAGAAGGAGAAGAGGGACAAUAUUGACAAAGACAAUCGAAGCUCUGCAUCAAGGCACAUCUUCUACUCCAACGGCCAAAUCGAGAUCCCAGACUUGUCAAAGAAAGCUGUGAUGGACCAAUAUUCGUUCAAGACACACUCUGUGUGCAGUGAGGCGGUGUUCUCAGAAACCCGCACAGAAACAUCGGUGUCUGAAUUUGCUGAAUCUGUUCACUCGCAGCCACAACCACAACCACCACCACCAGUAUCAAAGAUGAGAUUUCCAAGUGAAGGCGCUCUUAACCAUUUGCGAGAACAGUUGAAGUUGCAACUGCUCGAAGACGAUUCUGACUUUGAAGUCACAUCGAAAUCGGCGUCCGAUUCGUAUCCCAAAGUAUCGAAUGCGUCCCCCUUGAGACACAGGCGAGGUAAGUCUAUGCACUCUAUUAAUUUUGAGGUGGACGAUAAACGCCCCUCUGGUACAAUAUCAUCUGCCGGCCAUGCGAGGUCUAAAUCUGCUGAUGUGCUUGCUCAAACGAAUCGACCGAAUCGACGCACUCAUACACGUGGAAAUUCAUUUGACGCUUUAAAGGAAAUUGAGCAAAUGAAAUUGGUGCACAACCAAGAUGCGCCAGGAAAGACACCAGGAAAGACGCCAGGAGAGACGCCAGGAGAGACGCCAGGGCGGGAACUGCAAAAACAAAGAAGAUCAGAAGCAGAGAAUACAGGCGCUGGAAUGGACAAAUUGACACGGGAGAAAGAAGCACAUGCAGUAGCGGAAGAGAUGAAGAUUGUCAUUUGCGAGCCUCCCAAAGCAGUCCAAUACGCCGUUGAUUUUAAGGAAACAAAUUUCAAAGAUGACGAUUUCGGGGCAUUGUAUGCGACGCCCAAGAUCCCACCUCCACCGAGUGAAAAGGAAAUGAGCUCACCGCUUCGAAAGACGCGCAAACUGAAAGCCCCGGCCAACUCCAAGUCUAGGUCCAAGACCAAGACCAGAACGUCGCAGGAAGAAGAUAAUUGCCGCUCCGAGUCCGAUAGCAUAACCAUAGAUUUGACAGAUGAGCAAGGCGAGAAAUGCACCGUCAAGCGAACCAACUCCACCACGUCGUACAAGUCCGUGACCGAGACCAUCAACGGCGCCGACGUUGAAGUGAUUAUACUUGACGACGACGACGAUGAAGCUGAAGCUGAAACUGAAGCUGAUGACGACGAGUUGUUGAGCAUCUACUCGAAAUACCGCAACGACAGUUGGUUAUUUGGCGUGGGGAAUGCAUCUACCAUUUCAACCGCUAGCUCACGUGGGUCCGCGAACACAUGCGAGAAUGCUAACCAAUUACGGUCACUCACUACCGCGGGACGAAUCGUCCACGAGCUAAACUUGAAACGGUCCAACGUUACCCCCGCUGACAUCAAACAAAAACAACGGCCCCUAGCUCAUCGCGCCGCUACAAUGGCCACCGCGAUGCGUCGCGCUGAAGAGGAACGUCGAGAAUAUGCAAAGAGAGGCACAGCGCCCAAUUCAAAUGACAACUAUUUCGAUUAUGCAAUGAAUGAAAACUACAACUUUGAUACUUUUAUGAAAGAAACUCGGGUCCAGAAAAGUUUCUGA